Carassius carassius (crucian carp) is the source of this 1945-nucleotide messenger RNA. RefSeq names its product high mobility group protein B3-like. The record is from RefSeq and is a predicted model, not a curated record. Gene Ontology annotation, biological process: regulation of transcription by RNA polymerase II. The transcript has 4 exons. NCBI's taxonomy places the organism in Eukaryota, Metazoa, Chordata, Actinopteri, Cypriniformes, Cyprinidae. Bases 193 to 705 code for a protein of 170 amino acids. Gene Ontology annotation, molecular function: DNA binding, bending.
UUGAAUCGGCGAGACUCCCUGGCCAAUCAGACCGGUCUCGUGUUGAGCUAGCGCGAGGCUGAGCGCAUGGGCUUUAAAGCGGAGAGAGAAGGGAAGACACUGGCGAGCUUUCAGUCAACUCAACAACACAGAUAAAAAUACAGCACACAAGAAGACUUUAUUUGAUAUAGGCCCCUCUCAUCUCACAAAAAAAUGGCAAAAGGAGACCCCAGGAAGCCCAAGGGCAAGAUGUCUUCUUAUGCCUACUUCGUUCAGACAUGCAGAGAGGAGCACAAGAAGAAAAGCCCAGAGAUUCCAGUCAGCUUUUCAGAAUUCUCCAAAAGAUGCUCUGCGAGAUGGAAGGCGAUGUCCGAUAAAGAGAAAUCCAGGUUUGAUGACAUGGCCAAACAGGAUAAGGUGCGUUAUGAUCAAGAGAUGAUGCACUACAUGCCUGGUGGUAAGAGAGGCAAAAAGAAGGAUCCCAAUGCACCCAAGAGACCAGCCUCUGGAUUUUUCCUGUUCUGCUCGGAACAUCGUCCACAAAUCAAGGCUCAGUAUCCCAGCUUGGGCAUCGGAGAUGUGGCCAAAAAACUUGGUGAGAUGUGGAACCACCUCACAGAUGCCACCAAACAGCCCUAUCUGAUAAAGGCCAACAAGCUGAAGGACAAGUACCAAAAGGCAUGUCUCAGUCUAGAUGCUCCAAUAGUCCACAUAUCACAGUUCUAGUAUUUUACAAUACAACAAUAUUUCCUUUUUGUGCAGGAUGUUGCCGACUACAAGACGAAAGGCAAGGUUGGGGGGGUGUCCAUGGACAUGGGAAUGAUGGGGAAUGGUAUGGCUCCAAAACCCAUGAUGAAGAGCAAUAUGGAUGAUGAAGAGGAUGAGGAGGAGGAAGAUGAAGAAGAGGAUGAUGAUGAAUAUGAUGACGAUGAAUAGACUGUCAUUUUUCUGUGUUUGAUCAGUUAUGAUUAUAAUAACUUUUUCUCCCCAUUGAAGUCCAGUAGAUACGGAAUACACAGGUGGUCUUUCAAAGCCCCUUUGUUGUUUUAAUAGAGGUGGAAUGUGUAGUGUGCUGUUGGUGAGAGACUUACCAACACAGUUUCUUACUUCCAGCUUUGUGUGCGUGCGAGUGCAUGUGCACAUGUGAAGAACUCACUUCAUCAUGGUAGCCCAGUGUCUUCCUAGCCCAUCUUUGUAACCUUUUACCAAUUGUAUAACAGACAGCCUUUAAACAAUUAAUACCCUUCCUGUAUAUGUAAAUCCCUGACCUAUGUAUACUUUUGUUUGUUUGUUUAAAAGGUUCCUGAGUGUGUGUAGCUCUGUAUAUGGUUGACACUGAGUAGAUAUUGUUUAUGAUUGUAGUAUGUUGCAUGUGGAAAGGUGUCAUAGUUUGGAACUGUGCACCGAUAUCAGACAUUUCAUGCUGAAACCAUCAGUAGCUUCCUUUUCCUUGUCCAGUUUAGGGGGGAAAAUCAGUGCAAAAGAGCAGUUGCCACCAGCACGUUAGUCCUGUUGCAGGGGUGUGUGCUAUAUGUUGUUUACUAUACUACAUGAUAUAUUAGCACAUCCACGAUCAAUGUAGGAAAGAUAUUUGUAUUAGCUUUCCUAUAUAUUAACUGUUGUGUGAUCUAGGAAUGCACUAUAGAAAUACUGAUUUGAGUAAAAUGCUAAUGUCAGGUCAAAAUGUUACAGUAUGGAGCAGAAAAGAACUAUUAGAACUUGAAAUUUGGCAUAAAAAUACAAAGUUACCAUUGCGGAAAAAAAUAAGCCCUGAUAAUACCUAAACAAUGUAAUAUGUCAGUACUGGCCAGUAUUGAUAUGGUCACUGAUAUAUUGUGCAUCCCUAGUUAUUUUUUUGUUGAAAAUAAAGUAAGAAACAAUGCUGAUGAUAAAUCUGUACUUAUCUGUAUCUAUGAUUUUUUUAUUUUAUAUGUUUGAGGUUUGCAAUUAAAUUGAAACAUUUUUA